ACAAAGCAUCAAUCAUGUUCAAUCGCCAAGUAGUCGAGACAUUCCAAAGUAAAAAUGAAGUGAUUCCCUGCCAUCGUUUACGUCGUCGGCGAUCAGUUGCAUCCUGUGAUCCUCCUUCCCCAAGUCCAGCCAAGCGUAAGUUUCUUCACUGCGUAAAUCGCAUUCAGUCUGUUUGUGCAUUCUAGAUAUUCCAUUCGAAAUCUAACGGAUGGUAAUUUCGUGAAAGGUUUCAUUUCUUUGCUUGUGUCAGCUCUUACGCCUUUGCGAAAGCAACCCAAGUCGGGACUAAGCUCGACAACGACAAAGAACUCCAAGAAAAAUACCGUAUCUUCCGAUCCAAUCAGCUCGGUUAAGAAUAAACACAGAAAGAAGCCGUUAUCUUACGCUAGAGCACUCCUUCAGAACGAUAGCCAACCGCUUCAUUCUAUAGUGUCUCCUUCUUCAUCAUCCCCAGGAUCCACCGACUCGGUGAGUAACUCUCCUGAACUGCAAGAUAUUACCACUGCCAAUGCUCUUGCUGCCACUUCUAUUGAUUUGCCGUACAAAGAUCAAUACAAGUCGAACGGACAAAGAGUAACUUUGGUGCCUCCAUUUUUCUCUCCGGUUGCGGUCGUUACUCCCCGUCGUGGUUUCUUUCGUCGGGAGCACUCUAACUCUUCUUCAAGAGAGUUUAUGAUUACUCCGAACAAUAUCUCUCUCAAGAGCGUUGACAGCGACGACGACGAUACCAGUCAGUUUGACACCAACAAUAAUUAUAUCGCUCAUGAAUACUAUGACUUUGAUCUCAAUCACGAUUACGAUUAUGAUCUCGACGAUGAUCUCGCGACCGAGCGCUACCGUUAUUUCAAGGGCAAGAAUAUCCACAUUGAUGGGGUUGAGAUUACCGCCGAAGAGGAAGAAUUUACUAAACCCUUCAAUCGUAUCAAGUUGGAUAGACGUCUUCGUCGCGAAGAUCGCAUGUAAUUGCAAGAAUACCAUGGAGAGAGAAGAAGAACAAUGAAUGGUCCGUUCUACAGACUGACAACCACAAUUUAGUACUAAUAUUGAUGAAAUUAAUGAAACAUUGCUUG
Molecule: messenger RNA, 1070 nt
Organism: Pseudo-nitzschia multistriata
Lineage: Eukaryota; Bacillariophyta; Bacillariophyceae; Bacillariales; Bacillariaceae
Source: the annotation of a GenBank genome assembly